CUUACGCAAGGCGCCUAAAGCCUUCCGAACAAUACGUUGUUGUCUCCAUAAACCCUCACCGACCAGACAUCUGCCUCGACCUCAACAGCCUCUUUCUUGCUUCAUUGCCGCUCUUCACUCUGCUUCUACCUACGAACUCAACGUCCCAAGGCUUUCCACAUCGACCCCAGCGCGUGUCGCCAGAAGGAGAAGCAAGAGAAGGGGCGGUGACAAGCCCAUAGUCCAAUGGUAGCGCCAUUGCAAUGAGUCUCCGACUAAGUAGGAGCCUUUCGACAUCGGCCGCCGACCCACGAUUGUCUUCUCUUCGUCGUCUUCGGACCUCCGUGGCUCAGUUGCAGCAGGGGACGCUUCUUAAUCAUCCGGGAAUGUCGAUAUGCUCAACUUCAUUUUGUACUGGAGAACUGUUUACGAGGUCUUCUAAUCUUAAAACUCGAGGUGCACCUAGUGCGCUCGUGACUAAACAUCUUAAGAAUCAGGCAGCUGUUAAUGGCUUUACAAGGUUUCAUGGCGGUCUGUCUUUUGGCCUUUUUCAGUCUAGACCUGUACUUUCGAGCAUUGCAGCAGACAGUUCAUUCUUUAGCUUUCGAUUGAAAUUCUCUGGUGAUGAAGCUUUCGCUACCAGGUUUUACUCUCAAAGUUCUCGACCAUUUAAUCAAAAUGAUGAUGCCUCCGUAAGGGAUGGGAUAAGAGGUGCCACUGGAUUUGGUUUUAAGGGUUUAAAAAAAAAUUGGAAGAAGGCAAAGCAGUUGGCUGCUCAAAGAAAAAAGUCUGCUGCUUCUUCGUCCAUUAUAUCAGAAUCUUUGAAGGAGGAUAUCUCCGUAGAUGUCCAAGAAAAAAUUGCUGAUACAGCAAAAGAAGUAAAUUUAGGUUCAUCAUCUGUGACAUCACUUGCUAGUGGUGCUAAACAGCAUAAGAGCAAAGGGAGACGAGAGCUUGCACGGAGCAAAAAAAGCAAAGAACAAGCGCAUGAUCCUUCGAAGAAAAAUUCUAAAAGUGCUUCUCAAGGAGAAGUGUCAGACCAGAAGAAAGGUGAAUCCCUGUCUGCAUCGAAUUUGGAGGGUAAGUCAGGUGGAAGUCAUCCCGACUCCAAGGAACUCCUUAAGGCUCCUGCUUCUGCAAAAACAAGUUCUGGUAAGAAAGUGAAAAAUUCCAAACAAAAACCUGUGAAGACAUCUGUUGAGCCAUCGGGAGAAAAGAAAGACCAAGCAAUCAACAAAGUGAGUUUUCCAAGUCGGAGGUUUUUGAAGUCUUUUUAUCCUCCCGAGGGGAGAUCUGUUGUGGUUGUGGAGUCUGUUACAAAAGCAAAGGUUAUUCAAGGGUAUCUUGGUGAUAUGUUUGAAGUUAUUCCAAGCUAUGGCCAUGUAAGGGACUUGGCUGCACGAUCAGGAUCUGUUCGUCCUGAUGAUGACUUUAGUAUGGUCUGGGAGGUGCCAUCUGCUGCUUGGACCCAUCUGAAGAGUAUCAAGUUUGCCCUAAGCGGAGCAGAUAGUUUGAUUCUAGCUUCAGAUCCUGAUCGUGAGGGCGAGGCUAUUGCUUGGCACAUCAUUGAGAUGUUGCAGCAGCAGGAUGCUUUACGUGAUGACAUAACUAUAGCAAGAGUUGUUUUUCAUGAGAUAACUGAAUCAUCCAUCAAGGCUGCUCUCAAGGCACCAAGACAAAUAGAUGCAAACUUGGUGCAUGCUUACCUUGCACGCCGUGCUCUAGAUUAUCUGAUUGGUUUUAAUAUUUCUCCUAUAUUAUGGAGGAAACUACCAGGUUGCCAGUCAGCCGGGCGAGUCCAAUCUGCUGCUUUAGCACUUAUUUGUGAUAGAGAAAUGGAAAUUGAUCAGUUUGUUCCACAAGAGUAUUGGAGUUUGGAGGUUGACUUCGAGAGAAGAAGUUUGGAUCCUUCCCUAAAAUCCAGUUCUAUCCCAUCCCGCUUGACAUAUUUUGCUUCGACAAAAUUGAACCAGUUGUCAAUUGGUUCAUAUGUAGAGGCAAAGGAUAUUGAAGAGAAGAUUAGAUCUGAAGGUUUCAAAGUUGUUGCCUCUAAAAGUAACAAGAUGAGAAGGAAUCCUCCUACACCUUACAUCACGUCGACUUUUCAGCAAGACGCUGCUAAUAAAUUGCAUUUUCCAGCCACAUACACUAUGAAGCUUGCACAAAAGCUUUACGAAGGGAUACAGUUAUCAGAUGGCAAGGCAGUUGGUUUGAUAACAUACAUCAGAACGGAUGGUUUACAUAUAUCUGAGGAGGCUGUGAAAGAUAUACGCUCUUUUGUGAUUGACAGGUAUGGGUCAGAUUUUGCAACAGAGGCUGCGCGCAAGUACUUUAAGAAGGUGAAGAAUGCUCAAGAAGCUCAUGAAGCAAUUAGACCAACUGAUAUCCGGAGGUUGCCAUCAUCACUAGUUGAUAUACUUGAUGAAGAUUCUUUGAAGUUGUACACUCUUAUCUGGUCUCGUACUGUUGCAUGCCAAAUGGAGCCUGCUGUAAUUAAUCAGAUUCAUGUGGAGAUUGGAAAUGCGGAUGGCUCUAUUGUGUUGAACGCUUCAAGCUCGACAAUUGGGUUUCUUGGUUACCAGGCAGUUUUCAAGGAUGUGGAAGCAGAAACAGUGAGGUCUAAAGAAAAUGAAGGGAAUGAACGUGCUGAAGCUUUUGGCGUACUGAGCUCUCUGAAGGUUGCAGAUUUACUGUCUCUCAGUGAUGUGCGAUCCAAGCAACACUACACUCAGCCUCCAUCGCGCUACUCAGAGGGUGCAUUAGUUAAGAAGCUGGAAGAGCUUGGAAUCGGGAGGCCGUCUACAUAUGCGAGCACACUGAAAGUACUGCAGGACAGAAAUUAUGUGACAGUAAAAGCCCGUGUCCUACAUCCUGAAUUUCGGGGCCGCAUGGUGUCAGCAUUUCUUUCUCACCAUUUUUCUGAGGUCACGGACUACAGCUUUACUGCUGAUAUGGAGACAGAGCUUGAUAAUGUGUCAGCUGGUUUAACGGAGUGGAAAGGUCUCCUGAAAGAUUAUUGGGCACGAUUUAGCUCAUAUUGCAACCGCACUGCUACUGUUCAUAUUCAUCAGGUGGAGAAGAUGUUGGAGAAGACAUUUGGGGACUUUUUAUUUGCUUCUCUUCCUGAUAAAAGUAGGAGGUGUCCAAGUUGUAUGGAGGGCACUUUGAUAUUUAAAGUAAGCAGGUUUGGUGCUGGCUACUUUAUAGGUUGUGAUCAGCACCCUAAGUGCAAGUAUAUUGCUAAGACACUAUAUGGUGAAGAAGAAGAAGAAGAUGCUAAUCCUCAGACUAACAAUUCAAUCGAAGAGCCAAAACUUCUGGGUCUUCAUCCAGUUUCCAAUGAAAAGAUUCUUCUUAAGAAUGGUCCAUAUGGAUUUUAUGUACAACUUGGUGAAGAUAGGAAGGGGUACAUUCCUAAAAGAGCCUCUAUUUCUCAGACAAAGGAGGUGGAUUCUAUUACCAUCGAGGAUGCUCUUGAGCUGUUGCGAUAUCCUGUGACGUUGGGUAACCAUCCAAAGGAUGGGCAGCCUGUGAUUUUGAAACUUUCAAGGGUUGGAUUUACUGUCAGACAUAGACGCACAAUGGCUUCUGUUCCUAAGAACCUCAAGCCAAAGGAUGUCACUAUGGAGAAAGCCUUGGAGCUAUUAUCAGGGAAGGAUGUAAGACGAAGUGGCCGACCUAAGAAUAAGCCGAAAAGCGAAGAAGCUCUGGAGGUCUUUUAGCUCUUGG
This is a messenger RNA of Rhodamnia argentea, 3708 nucleotides long. Its product is annotated as DNA topoisomerase 1. Gene Ontology annotation, molecular function: DNA topoisomerase type I (single strand cut, ATP-independent) activity; DNA binding. Gene Ontology annotation, biological process: DNA topological change. Bases 243 to 3701 code for a protein of 1152 amino acids. The record is from RefSeq and is a predicted model, not a curated record. Gene Ontology annotation, cellular component: chromosome. Lineage: Eukaryota; Viridiplantae; Streptophyta; Magnoliopsida; Myrtales; Myrtaceae. The transcript is spliced from 22 exons.